Tripterygium wilfordii is the source of this 3195-nucleotide messenger RNA. RefSeq lists its product as uncharacterized. The transcript has 24 exons. The coding region runs from base 341 to 3172 and encodes 943 amino acids. The record is from RefSeq and is a predicted model, not a curated record. Lineage: Eukaryota; Viridiplantae; Streptophyta; Magnoliopsida; Celastrales; Celastraceae. Gene Ontology annotation, molecular function: serine-type endopeptidase activity; protein binding. Gene Ontology annotation, biological process: proteolysis.
UCCGGCUUUUCUACUGAACGUCUCCGUUUAUAUACCUUAAUUUCUUCUCCUUUCAUUACCUCUCCCUUCCUCUUCAUCCCUUCUGCCGCAACUUCUUUAUCAGCAUCAAUUUCUUUAUGCUGUCUAUAAAUCGUUUAGUUACGGGCCCGGGCUUCUAGUUUGCUGCCCUUGCUUGGGCAGUUGGGCCCGUACUCCUAGCAACCGGACUGCUGAAUCCACGACCAUACAGAUUACAGCUAGAUGAGAGAAAAAAAAAACAAAAGAAAAGAAAAAAGGAAGAAGGGUUUUGCUAGGGCUUAGAAUUUUGAAAUCUAGAACUUGUGUGAAUCAGCUGGACAAGAUGAAUCGGUUACUGAGAUAUGGUUCCUCUUCUUCCGCCAGAAAUUCUCUCAUUCGGAUCGUAUCAGUUGCGGCUCUCGGGUCAGGCCUCUUAUAUGCAAACAGCGAUUCGUAUUAUCGAAUAAGGGUUACUACGUCAAUUCAUGCACCAUCCCGCGAAUCUCUAUCACUUCUGCCAUGGAGUUUAUCGGAAAAUUUGAGUCCUCGCCCGUCGUUUUUCUCUGCUGAGCAAUGGCAAUUUGGAGAUCUUCGAUUAUUUUCUUCUCAAGUUAGUCCUGUUCUAUCGGAGGAUAUAAGGAAAGAAGCUCCAGGAGGGGAAGGAGACAGUGCAAAACAGUAUGUUCGAUAUAUUGGCAGGGACACUAUUGCUGCUGCAGCGGCUAGGGUUGGUCCUGCUGUUGUUAACAUAUCAGUCCCGCGAGGUUUGUUUGGAAUUACCAUCAGAAAGAGUAUAGGGUCUGGAACCAUUAUUGAUGACGGUGGCACUAUUCUGACUUGUGCUCAUGCUGUAGUUGAUUUUCCACUUCCUGCCAUGAGAAUUAUAUCUAAAGGGAAGGUUGAAGUAACUUUACAAGAUGGUCGGACAUUUGAGGGUACAGUGGUGAAUGUUGACCUUCAUUUAGAUAUUGCAAUUGUAAAGAUCAAUUCUAGCACUCCACUUCCAUCAGCAAAGCUUGGUUCGUCCAGUAAGCUUCGCACUGGGGAUUGGGUGUUAGCCAUGGGAUCCCCCCAUUCCCUUCAGAAUACAGUAACAGCUGGUAUUGUUAGCUGUGCUGAUCGUAAAAGUAGUGAUUUGGCCCAUUUGGGUAUUGGGCAUUUGGGUAUCGGGAGACAACAAAGAGAAUACAUACAGACGGAUUGUGCAACCUAUCCGGGCAAUUCUGGAGGACCUCUUGUAAAUAUCGACGGAGAAGUUGUUGGAGUUUACACUUUGAAAGCGAUGUCUGCAGAUGGAUUGGGCUUUUGUGUACCAAUUGAUGCAGUUUCAAAAAUUAUAGAGCACUUCAAUAAGAGUGGGAGAGUUAUUCGGCCAUGGCUUGGAUUAAAAACGGUCGAUCUUAAUGAGAUGCUUAUUGCCCAGCUUAAAGAAAAGGAUGCUAAAUUCUCUAAUGUUAGCAGUGGUGUUCUUGUACAGAUGGUGGCUCCUGAUUCCCCAGCUGAUCGUGCUGGAUUUCGUCAUGGUGACGUUGUCAUCGAAUUUGAUGGGAUGCCUGUUAAAAGCUGCAAAGAGGUAAAUCUCCAGAUAGUUGAAAUAAUGGAGGACAGAAUUGGAGUGCCGUUGAAGGUCGUUGUGAAAAGAGCAAAUGAUAAUGUGGUGACUUUGACUGUAGUUCCAGACGAAGCAAAUCCAGAAACAAGGGGAAAGCAAAAACACUUAGUUUUGAGGGGUGUGACUAUGCGGGGCAACGUGGGUGUAGUUCAAAAGGGCCAGAGUGCAACUAAAAUUCACCCUAAGAAAUUGCUUAAUUACGGGCUCGGGCUCGGGCUCAUAAAAUCUAGAACUUGUGCAAUGGACAAGAUGAAUCAACUACUGAGAAAUGCUUCCUCUUCUUCAGCCAGAAAUUCUCUCAUUCGGAUAGUAUCAGUUGCGGCACUUGGAUCAGGCCUCUUUUAUGCAAACAGCGAUUCGUAUUCUCGAACAAGGGUUACUGUGUCAAUUCAUGCACCAUUCCGCGAAUCUCUAUCACUUCUGCCAUGGCACUUAUCGGGAAAUUUGGGUCCUCGCCCGUCAUUCCUCUCUUCCAAACAAUGGCAAUUUGGAGAUAUUCCAUUAUUUUCUUCUCGAGUUAGUCCUGCUCCAUCUGAAGAUAUAAGGAAGGAGGCUCCUGGAGGGGAAGGAGAUGGUGCAAAAAAGUAUGUUGGAUAUAUUGGCAGGGACACUAUCGCUGAUGCAGCGGCUAGGGUUGGUCCUGCUGUUGUUAACAUAUCAGUUCCACAAGGCUUCCGUGGAAUUACCACCGGGAAGAGUAUAGGGUCUGGAACCAUCAUUGAUGCCAGUGGCACUAUUCUGACUUGUGCUCAUGUUGUAGUUGAUUUUCAAGGCAUGAGAACUACCUCUAAAGGGAAGGUUGAUGUAACUUUACAAGAUGGUCGGACAUUUGAGGGUACAGUGGUGAAUGCUGACCUUCAUUCAGAUGUUGCAAUUGUAAAGAUCAAUUCUAGGACUCCACUUCCAGCAGCGAAGCUUGGUUCGUCCGGUAAGCUUCGCCCUGGGGACUGGGUGUUAGCCAUGGGAUGUCCUCUUUCCCUACAAAAUACAGUAACAGCUGGUAUUGUUAGCUGUGUUGAUCGUAAAAGUAGUGAUUUGGGUAUUUGGGGACAACAAAGAGAAUACUUACAGACGGAUUGCGCAAUAAAUGCGGGCAAUUCUGGAGGGCCUCUUGUUAAUAUUGACGGAGAAGUUGUUGGAGUUAAUAUUAUGAAAGUGUUGGCUGCUGAUGGAUUGAGCUUUUCUGUACCUAUCGAUGCGGUUUCAAAAAUUAUAGAGCACUUUAAUAAGAGUGGGAGAGUUAUUCGGCCAUGGCUUGGAUUAAAAAUGGUCGAUCUUAAUGAGUUGAUUGUUGCCCUGCUUAAAGAAAGAGAUCCCAAAUUCGCUAAUGUUAGCAGAGGUGUUCUUGUACAGAUGGUAACUCCAGGAUCCCCUGCCGAUCGGGCGAGAUUUCAGCCUGGUGAUGUUGUCAUCAAAUUUGAUGGGAAGCCUAUUGAAAGCGUCAACGAGAUUAUAGAAGUAAUGGGGGACACAGUCGGGGUGCCCCUGAAGGUAGUUGUGAAGAGAGAAGAUAAUGUGGUGACCUUGACUGUAGUUUCACAGGAGGCAAAUCUGGCUGUGUAAACAAGUUCUUUUUUUGUUUUGGC